UUUAUAAAACUGCAAACAAAUCACGAGGCUGUUACUUAUAUUGACUUAUCUAUCAUUUACCACAUGAUGUCGCUGGAGACCACAUAUAAGAUUGUUACAAUAUGAAUAAAAACUCCUCCCUGCACGGGAAACCCAAAACCGCCAUCAGCCAGCCAUCAGUUUAGAGAAACACGGGAUUGUACUGUGGGCAGAAGAGCUGCUGCUGCUGCGGAUUGUUGUUUAUGACGGAUGUAUACAUUGGAAAUACACAAUAAGUGUAAUUCAGUGUUCAUUGUACAGCGAUGGGAAACGAGGAAUAUGCCUGGAUUCAUAUCGUUGCACUGCUGUGUUUUUGUGACUCGUCUGCUUCCCAAUUAUCCUACUCCGUUUCCGAGGAGGCGAACAAAGGCACCGUGGUGGGGAAUAUCGUAAAGGAUUUGCACCUGGAUGUUCAAUACUUAGAGACCAGGGCUCUGAGGAUUGUUUCGAGUUACAGUAAGAAAUAUUUUGACGUGAAUUUGCGCACCGGGAACCUCUUUGUUGACGAGAGGAUAGACAGAGAAGAGAUUUGCGCAAACACUCCACAAUGCUCCCUGAGGAUACAGGCUGUUUUAAGCAAUCCAAUGAAUGUACACCGCAUCGAGGUCAGUGUGAUAGACUUAAAUGAUAACUCGCCAGAAUUUAUUGAACAGUCACAUUCGUUAAACAUCUCCGAAUCAAUGUCACCGGGAGAACGAUUUCUUCUCCCAAUAGCGGUGGACGCAGACAUAGGCAGCAACUCAGUUAAGACUUACAAGCUGAGCCACAAUGAAUAUUUCUCGCUUGAUGUGCAGAGCGGAGGAGAACACGGUGUGUCUGCUGAGUUACUGCUUCAGAAAGCUUUAGAUCGAGAGAAACAGCAGGUUCUUAAACUUAUUCUGACCGCUGUAGAUGGAGGAAACCCCGCUAGAUCAGGUACAUUGCAGAUACAUGUAAAUGUAACAGAUGCGAACGAUAACACACCAGUUUUCAACAAAUCGCUUUACAAAAUACGUGUGCGUGAAAAUAUUGCACACGGAACAGUGAUAAUAAAGUUAAAUGCUACAGAUUUAGAUGAGGGCAUGAACAGUAAGAUCAUGUAUUCCUUUAUCAAAAGAGGAAAUACAGAUCCAUCAAACAUGUUUGAUCUAAAUUCAGGAACAGGAGAAAUCACAGUGAAGGGCACAUUAGAUUAUGAAGAGACGUCUGCUUAUGAGGUUAGAGUCCAAGCAACGGAUCAAGGAAUCUACCCUCGUAGUGCACAUGCUAAACUACUGAUAGAGAUAAUUGAUGUGAAUGACAAUGCCCCAGAAAUAUCGGUGACGUCACUCAUGACCCCAGUAAAAGAAGAUGCGGAACUGGGGACAAUAGUGGCUUUGGUUACAGUGAGUGAUACAGAUGGAGGAAACAAUGGUGUAACUAACUGUAAGGUAGUUGGGUCUGCUCCCUUUAAACUGAAGUCCAACUACAAAAAUGAAUAUUCAUUAGUAGUAAAUGGACCACUAGACAGAGAAAACACUUCUCUGUAUAAUGUCACAAUUACAGCCACAGAUGAAGGGAGCCCACCUCUGUCCAGUAUCAGGGUCAUUACUGUUGAGGUUUCCGAUGUCAAUGAUAAUGCACCUAGAUUUAUGGAGCCUGUGAUUAAUGUUUAUGUGAAAGAAAAUAGUGCAAUAGGCUCCGUUAUUUCUACAAUAAAUGCCUUUGAUCCUGAUUUGGACAAUAAUGCAAAACUGACUUACAGAUUGUUAGAAAAUUAUCCAAAAAAUAUUCCAGUUUCUUCAGUUGUAAACAUCAACUCAGAGACUGGAGAUAUAGUCAGCCUGCAGUCUUUUAACUAUGAAGAGUUGAAAACGUUUCACGGAGGAACACCAGAGUCUGUGGCCUGA
Messenger RNA from Etheostoma cragini (Arkansas darter), 1886 nucleotides. RefSeq names its product protocadherin gamma-C3-like. Gene Ontology annotation, biological process: homophilic cell-cell adhesion. Gene Ontology annotation, cellular component: plasma membrane. Lineage: Eukaryota; Metazoa; Chordata; Actinopteri; Perciformes; Percidae. The record is from RefSeq and is a predicted model, not a curated record. Gene Ontology annotation, molecular function: calcium ion binding. Bases 282 to 1886 code for a protein of 534 amino acids. The transcript has 3 exons.